Molecule: messenger RNA, 465 nt
Organism: Melanaphis sacchari
Lineage: Eukaryota; Metazoa; Arthropoda; Insecta; Hemiptera; Aphididae
Exons: 1
Coding region: 1-465 (154 amino acids)
Source: RefSeq, a predicted model, not a curated record
AUGAGUGGAGCUCAUUCAGGAGUACAAACAAGAAUAAAAAAUAUUGUGCCAUCAGUCAAGUAUGUCCAUUGCUGUAGCCAUAAUUUAAAUCUAGUGAUUUCAGAUGCAGCCAGAUGUCACAAUAAAGUAAAACGUUUUUUUGAAACUGUUCAAACAGUGUUCAAUUUUUUUGCUAGUAGCUCUCCAAGAUGGACUUUGUUAGCUUUAGGUCAAGAUUUUGGCAAUAAAGUUUGGAAUAAAGUUUUAAAGAAAGUAUGUCCAACAAGGUGGGGAGCUUGGCAUGAUGCUGUGUUUUCACUCAAAGAACGUUUAAUUGAUAUACUUAAAGCUUUGACUUUUAUUAUCCUUACCAGCAAGAAAACAACCAAACAAACCAUGGCAUCUGGUUUGAAAAUAAAAUCGAAAAUUUUGAAUUUGUAUCAAUAUUGUGUACAUUGGAAUCUAUAUUACGAUCUUGAAGAAUAA